AUGUCCACAAAAUCUCAAAGAGGUGUGAAUUGGAGGCCUGAAGAAGAUGAGGCAUUGUGCAAAGGGUGGGUUUCUGUCAGUGAAGAUGGGGCUAUUGGCACCAAUCAAGCAAGCGACACAUUUUGGCAACGUGUAUAUCAAAAGUUUCUGGAAAAUGAUCUGGGCAUUAGUGGAUCCGAGCGACGAACAUAUCAAGCCAUUGCUUCUCGGUUCAAGACUAUCAACCAACAGUGUUCUCUUUGGAAGGCAUGCUUGACUAAGGCCAAUACGAACCCACGAAGUGGCUCAAAUUUACAUGAUGUGGACGUUUAUGCGAAAACAAUAUUUCUUAAUGAUAAUAAGCCUCCAAAUAGGCCUUUCAAGUUGUACCAUGCUUGGGAAAUCUUAAAAGAUUGCCCAAAGUAG
Prunus avium (sweet cherry) is the source of this 405-nucleotide messenger RNA. Lineage: Eukaryota; Viridiplantae; Streptophyta; Magnoliopsida; Rosales; Rosaceae. The record is from RefSeq and is a predicted model, not a curated record.